AUGGGUAUGGUAGAGCUACUCGCUCAACUGGAAGAACGAGUCCGGGAUACCGCGUGUACUGUAAUCGCAUACAAUACUGAUAUUGACGAGAGAGGUCAGGUUCGAAAUUGAAAAUUUCCUACUGUUCAGUCCCGAAGCGAUAAUACAGUCGAGCGGCCGCGUGUCUGUCUUUGCUGCGCCCUUUACUUAACCGGAAAGGGGCACGAGACGGAAAAAGUGUGUCCGGCAAACAUCAGAAGGAGGUGCGUGAAAUUUUCCUCAAAGAUUUGAAUCUUUUGGAUCGGGAUCGGAGCAAGAGAGCGAGCAGAUUAGCGGCGUGAUCUUCUUUGAUUCUAAAAGUCAGUUGAUUGGAUGUGCCGCAACCGGCAGAGUUGUUAAAUCGGCAGUUGGCGUAGUUGCGCGAAUCCUAUGUCAACAUGACGUCCAAGUUGAACGGUAUCGACGAUGCCAUUGGCAUGUCACCAAAAGUGGUGGGUCCCCGAGUGGGAUGCUUGUAUAGGAUAGUGAAGUUCAUCAACGUGUAUUGGCGGGCGUUGGUAGUAUUUUUGGCUCCCUUCGUGGCGGCGGGAGUUUUCACGAUAGAUACGACACCUGCCUACCGAUGUAUGUACGUGGUGCUGAUCAUGACGAUGUACUGGGUUACGGAGGCGAUUCCUCUUCCGGUGACAUCGAUGCUGCCGAUGGUUCUGUUCCCUAUUCUGGGGGUGCUGGACACCGAUCGAACCUGUAUGAUGUAUAUGCGUGAGACUAUGCUGAUGUUCAUUGGCGGUAUCAUCAUUGCCCUGGCCGUGGAGUAUUGUAAUCUGCACAAACGAGUGGCGCUGAAGGUUAUUUCCCUGAUUGGGUGCAGUCAGCGGAGGUUAAACUUCGGUUUGAUUACGGUGACCAUGUUCGUGUCGAUGUGGAUUUCGAACACGGCAGCGGUCGCCAUGAUGUGUCCAAUCAUGCAGGCCGUGUUGGAGGAACUGGAAUCGCAAGGACUUUGUCAAAUGUAUGAACGACCAAAAAAGACCAGCGAAGAGGAAGGCAUGCUUGGCAACGAAAAACAAUCAGAUGAACCACUCAAACCAUCGAAAACGACCAUCUGCUACUUCGUUGGAGCCGCCUACGCAUCAACCCUGGGUGGCUGCGGAACCAUCGUUGGAUCUGGAACUAAUCUCACCUUCAAGGGUAUUUACGAAGGACGGUUCCCCAAUGCACCUGGAAUCGAUUUCCCGAAGUUCAUGUUCUACAACGUUCCUGGAAUGUUGAUCUACACUUUCCUGACGUGGGCCUACCUGCAGUGGCUGUACAUGGGCAUGUUCAGACCAAACAGCCCCGAAGCCAAGGCCGCUGAGAUCGGAAAAGAGGGUGAAGCCGUUGCCCGUCGUGUCAUCGAGACCCGCUACAAGGAACUGGGACCAAUGUCUUCGCACGAGAAGAGUGUUGCCUUCUUGUUUGUGGUGGCCGUUGCGUUGUUCUUCAUGCGUGAACCCGGAUUUAUCACCGGUUGGGCUGACUUGCUGCCGGGUGUUAAAAUCAAGGAUGCCACACCGGCGAUGUUCAUUGUGAUCGUUCUCUUCAUGAUUCCUGCCAACUGGAGGUGUCUGAAAUAUUUCCGACGAAAUCCCGGUCGUCUACCCGAUGAAGCCACCCCAGGACUGAUCACCUGGAAGUACAUCAACCAGAAGGUACCAUGGAGUCUCAUUUUCCUUCUCGGAGGUGGUUUCGCUCUUGCCGAAGGCGGAAAAGUCUCUGGAAUGUCUGCCCUGUUGGGUCAAUCGUUGUCCGGCCUCAAAACAUUACCCCCUUUGUUGUUGCUGUUUGUUGUGUGCCUUACUGCUCAAACGUUGACUGAGUUCACGUCCAACGUAGCCAUCUGUAAUAUUAUGUUGCCCGUAUUGGCUGAAAUGGCAAUCGCCAUUGAAAUCCACCCUCUGUAUCUUAUGCUCCCGGCGGCGUUGUCGUGCAGUUUCGCCUUCCACAUGCCGGUAGGAACGCCACCGAAUGCCAUUGUGGCCGGUGUAGGAAACAUUGCCAUCAAGGAUAUGGCCGUUGCCGGAAUCGGACCAACGAUAUUCACCCUCGUGGUGGUUUGGGCCAGUUUCCCAACGUGGGGAGCCAUCGUGUAUCCGGAGCUUGCAACCUUCCCCGAUUGGGCUCGACCAUCGAAUGUCACAGUGAACUGAGGAGUGCGAAAAGUAAACGUACAUAUGAUUUAGGUUUUUUUUAAUAAAGUUAGGGAUCACAAUUAGAAAGAAAAAAUGAAAAAUUGGAGUGCAAUGCAUGAAACAAAAGAAACACAACUGAGUUGGAACCAAAAAGCGUGCCAAAAAGUCAAUUGUAGAAACGUACCUUAGGAAAUGUACGUGGAAAGUUGGAAUAAUUUAUUGAGAAGAACCUCUUCGAACAAAAAGGCAGAUUCAAAAUUAUCGCCUCGAGGACUAAGUUUAGAGUACUUAUCAUUAGAUGUAUGUAGCUUAGCAAAAUAUCUGUGACAUAGGAAGCUAUUAAUCUAAAUGAUAUCAAAAUGAGACAAUCAGAGUAAAUAAAAUUAAACACCACUCGAUUGGCCAUCAGAAAUGCAUUCAAAUUAUAUUGAAAUACAUCUGACUAUGGAUUGAAAGUAGUUCCCACCACGGAACCAUAGGCAUCUAUUAGCAUUUUAAGCUUACAUUCACCAAGUGGCCUUGGACAAAUUUAACGAGUCGAUCUUUACCAUGAGCUGGAUGAAAAGAUUUUUGAUAUUUUUCUACUCCAUGUUUUUGUAACCUUCGUGACUUAAACUAGAUAACAAUAGUCUAAAAAAACAGUCUUCCGUUCAAACAAAAAAGUACUCAAUUUAUUUUGUUUUACGUUUUCAUAGUUUGAUUUAACAUGUGACACAUCAUUGUGUCUGCAUUAUGCAACAGUUGAAGAAAUCAGAACAAACUUUGUGAAUAGCACGUAUUGUUGACCAAUGAUUACUUAAAACAGAACAUACAUAAUAAAUAAAAUUAGUUGUGAUUGUUGAGAAAACUUUAAGUUGUAACAAUUCUUAGUGAAUGAAAAAUUAAAAAGAAAAAA
Aedes aegypti (yellow fever mosquito) is the source of this 3045-nucleotide messenger RNA. RefSeq names its product protein I'm not dead yet (gene Indy). Bases 417 to 2168 code for a protein of 583 amino acids. The transcript is spliced from 9 exons. NCBI's taxonomy places the organism in Eukaryota, Metazoa, Arthropoda, Insecta, Diptera, Culicidae. Gene Ontology annotation, cellular component: membrane. Gene Ontology annotation, molecular function: succinate transmembrane transporter activity; citrate transmembrane transporter activity. Gene Ontology annotation, biological process: monoatomic anion transmembrane transport; citrate transport. The record is from RefSeq and is a predicted model, not a curated record.